AGUUCUUUAUUUUUAUUUUAAAAUCCUGCUUUUGAAGGUAUGUAAUUUUGAUGAUUUUCCAAUGCAGUAGCGUCAGGCAUGGAUGAAGAUCAACACGCAAAUUCAGGUCCUUCUAACAAAUCACCAAAUCAAGUGCCCCAAAAGCAAAAAAAGAAGCCAAGAGGCCCUACAAAAGGAAUAAAAUCCAUGCCCGGGGUUCCAAGAAUAAUUGAAUGGGAUCACUUGGACCGACCCACAGGGAAAUGGGCAACGGAUUACAAGAAUCACAUUGGCGAGAUAAGUCGCGCAAAGGUUUCAAUAUUGAUCAGAACCUGGGAAGAUGUUUCACAAGGAAUAAAAGACACUUUGUGGGAAGACGUCAAGAGAGAAUUUCAUAUCACAGAUGAAACUAAGAAAGAAGUUGUCUUAAAGAGUUGUGAUAAGCGUUGGAGGGAAUUCAAAUCAAGAUUGACGACUGGUUGGAUCCGGGGUACAAGAAAAAGGCCAAAAGAUGAAAAGAUGCCAUAUGAUUUGUAUAGUUAUAUAACUAAGGAUAUAUGGAAGGAAUUUGUGAAGAUACGUACCUCCGAAGAAGCUGAGGAAAUAAGUGAGAAAGCAAGACAAAGUCAAUCUUUCAACAUAUAUCCUCAUCAUAUGGGACAGAAAUCAUAUGCUGAAAUGACAAGUGAAUGGCAGAGAAAAGGGUACAUUCCCUCAGUUUCUUCGUCAUCUGAAGGUUCCUCUGCGUCUACAAUUUCUUCAAGUUUGCCGAGUAGGACAUGUUUAUGGCUUCUUGCAAGAUCGGUACCAGAUGAGAAAGGAAAUCCUUACUUGCCGGAUGAGGGCACACAAAAGGUCAAAGAAAAUAUUGAUGAAUGGAAAAGGAAACAAGAUGAAGGGGAAUUUGUUCCCAAAAGUGCACGAGAUGAUGUCUUAUCUCGUGCACUUGGUAAGACUAAAGAAGGGAGACCACUAACAUUUGGUGGUGGAGUAGGCGUCAAAGCUGUGUGGGGGACCGGAGAGCGGCGUAGCUUUCGACGGUAUGGAGAUGCGGAGAUGGAGGAAAUGGAAGCAAGAGUGACCAAAAGGGUCAAAGAUGAGACAAUACAAGAGAUUAACUCCAAGAUGGAUGCCAUGGUUAUGGAGAAAUUUAUCACAUUUGCUAAAGAACUUGGUGUCCAAAUACCAAGCCAGAUGAGGAUAGACGCAAAUGUUCAUAGUAGUUGUCGUUCCGGGGGUUUAGAUCCAUUUGCCGACAUUACGGAACCUGUCCCGUGCCAUCUAUAACUGAACAUAGGCUCGGAGAAAGUCUUUGUUGCCUAUGGUACCAUAUGUCCAGAGUUGCUCCUUGAUCACCACAACGACGUCACGUCCGAUAACGUGAAAGUGAGCGUUGAUGAUUUUGAGCCCGCGUACAAAGAAGCUCCCGUCCCCGUGCCUUCUCAAUAUAUUAAGAAACUUGCUCAAGCUCAUGGUACCUUCACUCAGUGGCCAAAGCAUUUGGUGUCGCUUACGAAUGAGGAGGUAAACAAGCCUACAAGUAAAGAGCCUAAAGGGAAAGGGAACAAUGGGAAAGAGAUAGUGCUUAGGGGAAGUGGAACAAAAGCGUCCAACACUAAAUCAAAAACCUAUUUCCUUGAAAAUUAUAAAGUGCAAAAUUUGAGUGGUAAGUGCAAUGUGAUGAAAACUAUGAUGUUGGGAUUAAAAGAAGGGGAGCACGUUAAGGUACAUUGCACUAAAAGGACAUUCAAUAUGGAAAAGGACUUUGAAAUUAGUGUCACCGUUGAAGACACCGAUCAACUUCUCUCGGGAGCAUGGCUCAAUAUAUCAAUAAUACAAGUUUUUGUUACGGCUUUGAGUGAGUUGUGUUUUCACGAUGAUUGUCACCCCAAUAGUAUUGGAUUCAUGAGCCCGGAGAUGAUCUCGGCCACCAUGUUAAAGUCCGAUGCAGAUCGAAUUCUAUUGUACAUGACGAGGUACAUGAGUGCACUUAGUUCUAAGACAUUCAUCUUAUGUCCAU
Molecule: messenger RNA, 1999 nt
Organism: Spinacia oleracea (spinach)
Lineage: Eukaryota; Viridiplantae; Streptophyta; Magnoliopsida; Caryophyllales; Amaranthaceae
Exons: 7
Coding region: 79-1266 (395 amino acids)
Source: RefSeq, a predicted model, not a curated record